UUAAAAAAGCGUUUCAUAAUAAAAUAAAUUCAGUCAAAUUAUGAUUAAAUAUUAUAUUUACGAUGAAAUUGUCAUUCAUGAUAAAAUCGAUGACUUUUGGGUGAAUAUUCACAGAGAUGUCAUCGAUUUAACACCGUUACUUCAAGAUAGAAGAGAUAGUUGGAAUUUGAAUCUUGAAUAUAUGUUGGGCUUUGGUGGAAAAGAUUUAAGUUCAUAUUUCUACAAAGAUGGUACUCCACGAUGUGAGACUUCACCUCAAACUGGAAAAAAGAGAGUUCUUUUCCCGCCAAUUGUUGAAGUGACAACAAGUGACAUGUUGCGAACAAAAGAAAAAAUUUGGAGUCAAGAUCCAAAAUACAAAAUUGGCAAACUUACAAAACAAGAACGUCAAAUUCGAAUCAUAAACACUCUUACUGGAACAACUCAAUUAAUGAAGGUUUGCGAGGAAGAUACAAUUUACGACAUCAUGGUAAAAUAUAAAAGAUUUUACAACUUCCAUGCUAGCAGCUAUAUUUGGAAAAAAAAACCAGGAUCCAAAUCCAGACGACUCUUCUUCAAUAAAACCUUAACCGAAAAUGGAUUUUUCAAGGAAAAUCAUGGAAUUCCACCUUCGAUUUGGCUUUAUUAUUCUGAUGAUUUAACUAUUGCUUAGUCAUAUCAUAAAUUAAUAAAUAAAUGAAGAAGUAUCAAUUUUCUUUAAUUAUAUUAAUAAAUUCAAGAAAAAUUA
Messenger RNA from Eupeodes corollae, 727 nucleotides. RefSeq names its product cytochrome b5 domain-containing protein 1. The coding region runs from base 41 to 652 and encodes 203 amino acids. The record is from RefSeq and is a predicted model, not a curated record. NCBI's taxonomy places the organism in Eukaryota, Metazoa, Arthropoda, Insecta, Diptera, Syrphidae. The transcript is spliced from 5 exons.